Messenger RNA from Owenia fusiformis, 2203 nucleotides. The record is from the annotation of a GenBank genome assembly. Lineage: Eukaryota; Metazoa; Annelida; Polychaeta; Sabellida; Oweniidae.
CGCCAUAUUGGAAUCCGAGGCCGGAAAAUAUCGGCGAAUUAUCAGUCACAAUCCUUCGAAACUACGGAAUAGACAGCAUCGAAAAUCAUGGCAAAGAUUCUAUCGAACUUCAUCUUUAUGAUGUUACUGGUUUUACCAACAUCAAUGAUGUUAUUUAGCAGUGGUGCCAGUAUGGUUGCCUAUGCCCAAGAGGAAGAUAUCUUAGAAGGAGAGGAAGAAGAGGAGGGUGUGGUAGAAGAUGAUGAUGAGGGAACUGUUGAUGAUGGUGAAGAUGGAGAAACAGCGCCAACAGAAACAGAAGGAGAGGAAGAAGAGGAAGAAGUCCCAAGCUUGAAGGCAUCAUCUGAUGCUGAGACAAUGAUCCUCUUCACCAAACCAACUGGAACAACAGAGUUCCCAGCUGGUGGCCUGAUUCGUUUCCUAGUAGGAUUUGCCAACAAGGGAGAACAAGACUUCAUUGUAGAGUCCCUAGAUGCCUCCUUCAGAUACCCACAGGACUACAGCUUCUUCAUCCAAAAUUUCACAGCCUACAAGUUUGAGAAGACAGUUGAGCCCAAGAGACAGGCCACCUUUGAGUAUGGAUUCACCCCAAGUGAGACUUUCAAUGCUAGACCAUUUGGACUUGUUAUCAACCUGAACUACAGAGAUGCUGAGGGCAAUUACUUCCAAGAUGCUGUCUUCAAUGAGACAAUCCAGAUCACAGAACCUGAUGAGGGACUUGAUGGGGAAACCUUCUUCUUGUACGUCCUAUUGGCAGCUAUAGCUGUGCUCCUAUUGGUUGGAGCUCAACAACUGGUCGCAACUCUUAGCAAGAAGACCAGAGGAUCUAAGCCUAAGGCUGCCCCAGUAGAGAUGGGAACACAGAACAACUCUGACGUAGACUAUGAUUGGAUCCCCAAGGAGAACCUUGUCAAGCACUCUCCUAGAGCCCAGACAUCACCAAGGUCUCGACGCACAAAGCGUCAAAGUGGGCAAGAUGAAUGAAGAGACUCCCCCAGUAGACAGGACAUUCAGAUUGCCAGUGAAAAACCUAGACAACAGAAGUUGGAGAAUAGCUAUUACACACGCCCGCUGGACAUCAUCCCAAGAGUCAAAUUCAAAGUUUUCAAAGUGUCCGAUCUCGCAAAAUGGCACAAUUUUGACCCGAGGAGUUUGUUUCUAUCCGGGGGUUAUAUCCAUCGGGUGACUUCUACAUGUGUUUUCCACGGUGGUUUUAGGCUGCUCCAAAGUCUUGGCUGUGGGAAACAAUGUGUAAAGACACAUUUUAAAAUGAUAACAAAAUUGCAUGAUUUGGUCUACAUAAUCAGUUAGAUGUGGGAUCUUGUUUCAGCAAUAUUUCAACUCAUUUUAAUAUUAUCACACACAUUUUAUCAGCCUUUAAAAGGAUGCAGGUCUAUUGCUUAUACAAGCUCCAUACAUCUGCCUGGCAUUAUAUAUUAAAUUGUAAAAAGUGAAGUUUAUGCUCCAUUAUCUGUUCUAUAGAGAAACACUGAAAUUGUACAUGCAGAAAAACACUUUGGGUUUUAAACAUUUUGAGUUUUGAACUUUAUUUGAAACCCUGUAGUGUUUGCUGUAUAACAACUUAUUGAACAGUUCUGUACAUUAUGUGAUGGGAAACUGCAAUUUUGAUAUUAGGGCCAUUAAAUUGAACUAUUGGGUUUUCUGCAAAUAUGAGCAUUUGCUUUGAACUAGAUAUUUUAGUUUUGUGGCCUUUGAAAGAAAAUAUGUUCAACGUUUUGAUAAGCAAUUUGAAUGUGGAAACAUUUUGAUUUUAAGUUCAGAUUGUUAAUGUAUAAAAAAAACAGGCAAUUUGAAAAGGUGACACAACUGAAAUCAGAUUUGAAUUGAUACACUUUUAUAAUAAAAGUACUUAGGCUAGUUUAAGUUAUUAAAGUACUUAGAUGAUUAAAAUGCCAAUUGGGUUUUAUGACCAUAUAUGGUGGAUAUAAUUUCCAUAUAAGGCAUAUACCUUGAAGAUUACCAUGGUAAUGUGUCACUUUUUCCUAGUCCUGUCUCUGGGGUGAAAGGGUUAAAAUGAAAUCUGAUAUAAAACAGGAGUCAAUGACUCCAUUACAAAACCAAUGAUAUCUUUAUUGAUGUGAUAAAAUAUAUAUUUGUGUAAUGUUUGAUCAUUUCACAUCAAGCUGUGUUCUUUUGCAACUGAAUGUGAAAUGUUCAACUAUUCACAGUGAUAAAUGAUUAA